Messenger RNA from Aspergillus clavatus NRRL 1, 3804 nucleotides. RefSeq names its product GTPase-activating protein BUD2. The record is from RefSeq and is a predicted model, not a curated record. Gene Ontology annotation, biological process: regulation of GTPase activity. The transcript has a single exon. The coding region runs from base 1 to 3804 and encodes 1267 amino acids. NCBI's taxonomy places the organism in Eukaryota, Fungi, Ascomycota, Eurotiomycetes, Eurotiales, Aspergillaceae.
AUGGACUCGGAAGGUUCAAGUUCGAACGGGUUCAAGCGGAACUCUGCCCACCACAGCAUCUACAGUCGCCCCGUUGAACGACGUGCCAGCAAGAAGUCGUCCUCUAAGGACCGUCAUGGCAUGGUCUACCCCGAUAGCUUCAGAGAGACGAGUAUUCGGACCGUGACGCCGGAUUCCUCCUCCGAGACACGCAAUCAUUCACCCUCAUCCGAAGCCGAGAAUUUGUCUGGAAGUGCAGCCCCCUCGCCUCGUGCAGCGUACAAAUCGAGGGCGCCCGACCCUGAGUCUCGUCGCGAUUUCCACCCUUAUUACUCCGCCGGAGACGAAGAUGAUGUUCAAGUGGAGUCACGGAGCCAGCGGGCGCGAUCUCGCACCACAACUUUAGACGAUCAGCGCAGUGAGAUUUCUCCGAAUUCUUUCUUGACACGAACUCGAACUCGCCUCGGCUCCAUAAACACCACCUCGCCUCAGCCUAAACAGUCGGAGGAUCAAACCUCCAUCGGUUUCCCGUCGAUACAACCGGCUCCGUAUUUCAGCCAGACCUUUGGCCGUCAACGUUUGAGUCGGAACCUGGGGAGCUCAAAUUCGGUGACCGGCCUGGCGACAAGUCCGGUUUCUCCAUCCUUAUCAAGUACCGAUGCAUCCAAAGUUCUACAAUUGAUGAAGACUACCUCCGGAAGGAUGCAUGGGAUUCUAUCAUUCCGGACGUCCUCAACGACCGCUUGGACGUCAGGCUACUGCGCAAUCAAUGUUGCAACCGGCAGUUUAAUAUACCAGGCUAAAGGAGAACCCGCAUUGGCAAAGACGUUGAUCCCUGACCUGCGUGGUUGCCAAGUCCGCUCGCUUGUUGAUGCCGAAUCUCGAGCCAAUUACCUCAAAGUGUCUACGUUUACAUCAGGCUUAGGAAUCGAAUUGAAGCCUCACGUGAGCGAAACAUUCGACUCCUGGCUCGCAGCCUUGCUGUGCUGGCAACCGAUCCGACCCAAGGGGGUGCAGAACAAGAUGACGAAACCUCAAUCGGUGGCUAUCGGCGACCGUCAUCUCAUCGACCGUCGGCGAAACUCCGAGAGCACCGUCCAGAAAGAAGCAGCCAUCAUCAAGGUCGGCAAGAUGCUUCUCUGGGAUCGACCGAGCGCGUCGGGAGUACGGCCCAAUUCCGGUCGCCGCGUUUCUACAUAUCGGCAACAAAGGGCCCUGUCUUCGUCAUGGCAAAAAGUCAGCUGCACCCUGCAGGAGAAUGGUGCUUUCAAACUCUUCACCGAAUCGGAUAUCACACUAGUCACCUGCAUUCAAUUGUCCCAGCUGUCGCGAUGUUCGGUGCAGCAGUUGAAUGAGUCAGUUCUGGAGGAUGAAUUCUGCAUCGCCAUCUUUCCUCAAUAUGCGGCGCAUCCCGCCUCGGGGUUGACCCGUCCGGUGUAUCUUGCGCUCGAGAGCCGGGUGCUUUUCGAAGUCUGGUUCGUUCUUCUGCGCGCUUUCACGAUUCCCGAACUCUAUGGGCCGGAGAUACCGGUGGACGAAAACCAAGCUAGCAACAUGGACUCAGGCGAUUCGAGCUUUCCACCUACGAGAGAUCUGUUCCGGAUCGAAAGGAUGCUCUGUGUACGAGUAACCGAGGCCAAAUUAAUCCGUGACAGAACCUCAGAGGAGACAGCAAGAAGCCGAAAGCAGUCAAGAUCUCAUAGCAAUUCGCUUCCGGCGCCGGCUAUCAGCGAUUAUUACACGGAACUUCUUCUCGACGGCGAGAUUCGGGCUAAAACUGCAGUCAAGUAUCGGACGUCGAAUCCUUUCUGGCGUGAGGACUUCAUCUUCCAGGAUCUGCCGCCUGUUCUAUCGCAAGUCAAGAUACUCGUCAAAACGAUCAACCCCGCCCAGAAGGAUUGGACUCUCAUCGCGCAUGGCUCUUACGCAUUAAACCAGGAGACGAGUGGGAUGCAUGGGUUAGAUGAUGUUGAGCUCUCGUCCCAUGAUCCCACAUACGGACGGGUGGAGAUACGGUUGGACGACUUGGAGUCGGGCGUGGAAACGGAGAAAUGGUGGACAAUAUUCGAUGGCAGGGACCAGUCUGUAGGUGAAAUGCUCAUGAGAGCUCGGAUGGAGGAGACGGUCGUCUUGAUGUCGCACGAAUACAUGCCCAUGUCCGAGAUACUGCAUUCCUUCACCAACGGACUCACCAUCAACAUGGCUCAGAUCAUUUCUUCUGAACUCAACCAGCUGGCUGAGGCGCUCCUCAACAUCUACCAGGUCUCGGGCCAGACUGUUGAGUGGAUUUCUGCUUUGGUCGAGGAUGAGAUUGACGGAGUUCACAAGGAAUCGACUACAAACAGACUCAGAUAUACCACAAGAAUUCACUCCAACGAUUCUAGGGAAUCGGCCCAGGAUCGAGAAGUUCUUGUCAGAGAUCUGGGACGAACGGCCACUGUCGAGGCAAAUCUACUCUUCCGAGGAAAUUCCCUGCUGACCAAAGCCCUCGACUUGCAUAUGCGCCGGCUGGGGAAGGAGUAUCUAGAAGAAACAAUAGGCGAGCGCCUUCGCGAAAUCGAUGAAAGCGAUCCUGACUGCGAAGUCGACCCGUCACGGGUACAUCGUGCGGACGACCUCGAGCGCAACUGGAGAAGCCUCAUCGCCCUCACGACAAGUGUUUGGAAGUCGAUUGCCAGUUCCGCAUCCCGCUGCCCUCCAGAAUUGCGACUAAUUUUCCGACAUAUCAGGGCCUGUGCAGAAGAUCGAUAUGGUGAUUUCCUGCGAACCGUGACCUAUAGCAGUGUUUCCGGUUUCUUAUUCUUGCGGUUCUUCUGUCCUGCAAUUUUGAACCCUAAGCUCUUUGGAUUACUGAAAGACCACCCUCGCCCUCGUGCUCAACGGACAUUGACCCUGAUCGCGAAAGCUUUGCAAGGCCUUGCCAAUAUGACGACGUUCGGCAGCAAAGAGCCUUGGAUGGAGCCGAUGAACAAAUUCUUGGUCGGCAGUCGUCUCGAGUUCAGACAGUUCGUCGAUUCAAUCUGCGCGAUUCCUGCGGACCGUCCCACUCCCAUCGUCACACCGUCGUAUGCCACUCCUAUUCAGAUUCUGAAUCGACUACCUCAUACUUCCCGCGAGGGCUUUCCCAGCCUUCCUUUCCUCAUUGAUCACGGAAGGAGUUUCGCCAAUUUAAUAAGGAUCUGGCUUGAGGGUGCACCUGGGAAGCUUGCCGGGUUAGAAGAAAUCGACCCAGCAAUUCAGAAGUUCCAUGAGAUGGCCUAUCGCCUCAACCAACGAACCAAGGACUGUUUAAGUAAGGCUGAACAGGCUGAGCGUCCGAAUGGCACUCUCGAAGUGAAGUGGGAAGAACUGGUAGAUUCUAUGGAACGAUCGGCGACAUUCUACGAGGAAAGUUCGAAACCGACAACACCAGCGACGGAGACAGCCGUGCCAGCGCCGGCCUCUGUUACGGGAAACCACAGGAAUUCUAUAGGCUACUUUGUUUCUCGGCCGUCACUACCUCGACGGUCUACAGAUCACAGCCCCGAUGCUGAAGCUGAAACCCCUCCAAGCUCCUCAUCAGCCACUUGGGACCAGAGCCGUGUGCCUUUUUCAAUGCCGCGGUGGUCAGACACACGAGACAGCACUGGCAGUUCGAAGAACUCGUCCACUUACUCACUUGAAUAUUCUGACAUGUCGAAAGCGCGCCGAGCCAGCGUCACUAAAGAGACGUCGACAAGCAAGUAUCGAUUCUUCGACUUCGUCCCCGCUUCGUCGAGGCGAAAAGCCAAGGAGCGGGAGAAUACUCAACAACAUUCCCGCGAAGAACUGCGCAAUGAGCUCUGA